Messenger RNA from Pistacia vera, 1710 nucleotides. RefSeq names its product RING-H2 finger protein ATL52-like. The coding region runs from base 133 to 1428 and encodes 431 amino acids. Lineage: Eukaryota; Viridiplantae; Streptophyta; Magnoliopsida; Sapindales; Anacardiaceae. Gene Ontology annotation, biological process: protein ubiquitination. The record is from RefSeq and is a predicted model, not a curated record. The transcript has a single exon. Gene Ontology annotation, molecular function: transferase activity.
ACUCCCAAACAAACCUCGGGGAAAUUAAAACCCACCUCAAUUUGCGCUUCUCUUCUUCCCCAUCCACCUCCAUCACACACGGUAUGCUAUGGUUCUUUACCUCCAUUUUUUAUUUUUUGCUCUCUCUUUCUGAUGGCUUUCCCUCAUAGAAAAUUGUUAUUUAAACCAUCCAUUAAACUUACUGUUGACGCCAAGUCUCUUACCUUCUGUUGCUGUGAACAUGGAAAUGAAAAUAAGUGUUCCUUUUCCUAUUUCAAGAGCUGCCCAUCUUGUGUUAAGUGCUGUCCUCCUCCUCCUCCUCCUCCUCCUCCUCCUCCACUGCCACGGCGGCUUCCACCGGUUGUGCCUCUGUCACGUGACCCCAAUUCAGGCCUGAGAGAAUUAGCCAUAGCGGCUCUCACUAUCUUGGCUUGUGUUAUAAUUGCUGCACUUCUAUUUUGUAUUCUAUGUGCAAUUGGAAGAGCUUUUUACCUGAGGAGGAGCAGAUCGAGAGGAAGAAGAGACCCCCCAAUAAUUUUUGGUACCCAAGAAGAUUUUUUUGAUGAAGAUCGUGGACCUCAACUGGAUCAUCAUAUAUGGUAUAUCACCACCGUUGGUUUGCCUCAAUCAGUUAUUGAUUCUAUUGCAGUUUUUAAGUAUAAAAGUUAUGAUGGGUUAAUUGAUGGAACAGAGUGCUCUGUUUGUUUGACUGAGUUUCAAGAAGAUGAGAGUCUUAGGUUGUUACCAAAGUGUAGUCAUGCGUUUCACAUGCCUUGUAUUGACACUUGGUUAAGGUCACACAAGAAUUGCCCUUUGUGCCGUGCUCCUAUAAUCUCUGGUGUUGUUGCUCAAGGUAACGAAUUGGGGUCGAGUUCGCGUGGUUUAGAUUUGAGACACGAAAAUGUGGGGGAGAAUUUGGGGAAUUAUGGUGGAGAGGGAAGCAGUAGUGAUGCGGGAGAAGGAGAGAGUAGUGAUGGGAGAAUUGGAUGUGAUAAUAGUCGUGCAAUAUCAAGUGAUGAAGAUGCAUCUGAAAAUUCCAACAAGGGUUUGCCUCUGAAAAUUAGAAAUGGUGAAUUUGAUUCUCGGGUACUAAGCGAUUUGACUGACAAUCGCCGUGUGGUUGAAGGCGAUUUACAACCAAUGAGAAGGUCAGUUUCACUGGAUUCAUCUUCCGCCGUGAUGAUUUACAAUGAUGUGGCUGGUGGUGUUGUUCAUGAUAAGCAAAAUUCAACUCUAAACAGUCGAAUGAACUCCAAGAACUUGAAAUCAAAGAGUGUAUCCAAACGGAGUAGUGGAAGUUCAGGCAUAACCAAAUUGAUGAAGAGUGCUUCAAUUGGUAUUGGUACAUCAUUGCAAAAGGGGCCGAUUUCAAUGAAAAGGUCAUGGUCAUCUGGUGGAAAAUCUUCAUCAUCAAGGCAUACAAGACGCCACUCAAUCCUUUCUCUAUGAAGGUAAUGUUUGAUCCUUUUCGACUUCAGAAUUUCAUGCCUGAUUCUGCAAAAUCAGAAAUGCUGUGCAAUCUUAAGGAGCUUUAUAUUUUCACCAAAUAAAAAAUAAACCAUGAGCUGAGGUAAAUUGUAUAAAUAUUAUAGGCAAAAAGGAUCAUUAUACUUUCCUGCAUAAAUGGUUCUUUUGCAACUUUCAAUUUCUUGCAGAAUGUAAACAUACAACUUCGAACUAUGUAUUUGAAAAUUUUGUCCCUUAUUGAGUCUGCUAUUUGUGUUUUUACAA